GGUACGCAGUCUGUACGCUCGUGCGCACCGGGUACGCAGUCUGUACGUACGUAAGCGCGCGGCGCGAAACGGUGCGGAAGCUACCGUGCCGAUACCGGCACGUGGGGUCCGGCGAGAUGGAGCGGGCGAUACAGGCUGACGCCAAAGUCUAUAGUGAGGCUGGAACAGAGUCCAGCCCUCGGGGCUCCGGCUGUAGCCUCCGGCACUUUGCUUGUGAACAGAACCUGCUGUCUCGGCCGGAUGGCUCUGCUUCUUUUCUGCAAGGUGAUACCUCUGUCCUGGCAGGUGUGUAUGGGCCAGCCGAGGUGAAGGUCAGCAAAGAGAUCUUCAACAAGGCCACGCUCGAAGUGAUCCUGAGACCAAAGAUCGGGUUGCCUGGUGUAGCAGAGAAGAGCCGGGAGCGGUUGAUCAGGAACACUUGUGAGGCAGUGGUGCUAGGAGCGCUGCACCCACGCACCUCCAUCACCGUGGUGCUCCAGGUAGUCAGCGAUGCAGGCUCUGCUCAGCUCCUGGCCUGUUGCCUGAAUGCUGCCUGCAUGGCAUUGGUGGAUGCAGGUGUGCCCAUGCGAGCCCUGUUCUGCGGGGUCACCUGUGCCCUGGACUCUGAUGGGACCCUGGUGCUGGACCCCACAGCCAAGCAAGAAAAGGAAGCGCGAGCAGUCCUGACCUUUGCUCUAGACAGUGUGGAACAGAAGCUACUCAUGUCCACCACCAAGGGGCUCUACUCUGAUGCCGAGCUCCAGCAGUGCCUGGCUGCUGCCCAGGCCGCCUCACAGCACGUCUUCCGCUUCUACCGGGAAUCGCUGCAGAGGCGCUACUCCAAGAGCUGAGGCCAGCCGCGCAGGGCGCCCCUCCCACUGCCACCAUCUUCAGGCUGGACAAAGCCAGUGCCCAGCCUGCCCUCUCUGUCCAGGGUGCCCAUGUGGCCUUUGGCACCACAGCUGCAGGACUUCUAUUGGGAGGGGCUUGGCCCCUGACAGCCAGCCUAGGUUAUAGACCCCUCCUCCCAAGGACGGCAUUAAAGGAGUCCCCGUGUUGAUGAAUGA
Ictidomys tridecemlineatus (thirteen-lined ground squirrel) is the source of this 1046-nucleotide messenger RNA. Lineage: Eukaryota; Metazoa; Chordata; Mammalia; Rodentia; Sciuridae. The record is from RefSeq and is a predicted model, not a curated record.